Molecule: messenger RNA, 1099 nt
Organism: Chara braunii
Lineage: Eukaryota; Viridiplantae; Streptophyta; Charophyceae; Charales; Characeae
Source: the annotation of a GenBank genome assembly
GGGAGGCAUGUUAAGGGUGAGAGAGAGAGAGAGAGAGAGAGAGAGAGAGAGAGAGAGAGAGAGAGAGAGAGAGAGAGAGAGAUCCGGAUCAUGCCGGGAUUGCGUUGAAGAUUCAUCCGCGAAAAUCGAUACUGAUCAAGGUCGUCAAUGUACAGCACUGCGGAUCAGAUCUCGUGCGAAGGAGAUGGUGAGUGUUCUUGUCGGGAUUGGGAUUGAGACUGCAACAAACUGUCAGAGAAUUACUCACACUAGCACUCUGGACGUAAUUGAAGGCCAGAUGCAUCCAGAUCAUUGUGGAAUUCGGGUCACAUUCAUCCGCGAAAGUGGAUUCUCAAGAUAUUGCCGUACCGAAAUGCAGAUCAAACUCGUCGGGAGUAGAUGUUUAAAUCAAGUGUUCUUGUUGGCAUCGGGAUUGGGGUUGUACAGUCUCAUAGUACUCUAUUCACACUACUAGGGACUUUUUUGACAACUGCGCUCUGGACGUAAUCGCGGACAGAUACACGCAGAUCAUGGCGAAAUCCCGGUCAGAUUCGUCCGGAGGGAGGGGGGGAUCCGUUGUCGAAAUUCGUCUGGAGGAGAUGUUACGUUGUCUGGUGGAGAUCGGGAUUGGGAUUGGGAUUGGGGUUGAGAAAGCUAUUGUUAUUGGGAUUGCGAUUGUACAGACUCAGAGCCUACUCAUACUGGGACUGUUCGAACUAUGCUCUGGACGUAACUGCGGGUCAGAUACAUCGAGCUCAUGGUGGGAUUGCGGUCAGAUACAUCCGCUCAAGUCCUACCUAGUGUGAGUAUGUCCUCGACCAUGCAUGCAGGUGUGAGGCUAGGAUUUCAAGUUGCCGGUGUGUGACUAUAUCGCUCAUCUGUUUUCGAACUUCAUCCUAGAUUUGGUUCGAAUCUUCCGCAGUUCGAAUCCUAGAUUUGGUGCCAGUCCGGCAUUCAUACGUGGCAGGUAGACCAUAGACCAACCCAUCCGGGCCGUGCGAAGGAGUCUGGAGUAGGACGGAUGAACAUACAGCUUAUUGUCGGUCAUGUUCGUUCCUUUUUUUUUUGCGACAGCAAACGCACACCAAUUACGGCAAAUUAUCAUCACCGCAACGAAGCU